CCUGCUGGCGGAGGGCGAGGUGUACUGGGCGGCUGUGGCGCGGGUGGAGGAGCUGCUGCCUGCACUGCUGCCGGGGGUGGCAGCUUUGCCUUCUGAACGAGGUCAUGCGCCGAUGCAAGCACCACUACCGUCGCUGCCGAAACAGCAGCAGCAGCAGCAGCCACAUGACCUGCAUGAGGGAGGGAAACAGGCGGGAGGGAGCUCAAUGGUAGCGGCUUUGGCUGCGGAUGGCGAUCCCAAUCCAGAUGGAAAGGUGCUUCCAAACCCGGCACCACCAGCAGCCGCAUUACCAGCACCACCAGCACCAUCAGCACCAGCACCACCAGCGACAGCAGCACCAGCAGAUGCAGCACCAGCAGAUGCAGCACCAGCAGCACCAGCACAUGCAGCAACAGCACCAGCAGCACCAGCACCACCAGCACCAGCAGCACCAGUAGCAACAGCAGCACCAGCACAUGCAGCAGAAGCAUGUCCGGACCCCUCCGCCGCGCUGCUAGCGCUGCUGCUGGCUGCUCCCGCGCUGUACGUGCUGCUGGGCUUCCGGUUGACGGCCGGCAGUGCUGCGGGGAGGGGGCUGGCGGCGCUGCCCUCGGUGCGGGAGUGCGAGGCGGCGUUUGAGGCGAGGCAUGCGCCGCCGGGCAAUGCGAGCGUGCUGAGCGUGGGUGCCCGGGCGUUGUCCAAGCACACCCACCGCGACCUACGUGGAGAGUGGUGGCCUGCGCUGACCGGCAGCGAGGCGAACAAGAACCAAGUGGCCCGUGGGUCGCUGCGGCGGCUGCUGGCGGGCGCGUUGUGGCUCAACUGCCACCAACUGCCGCCGUUUGAGGCGCCCAAGUUCGUGUUGGAGAUCCGCAAUGAGCAGGGCUACGGUGCCCGGUGGGCUGUCGAGGAGGCAACCGUGGCAUCAGAGGCCUCCCCUCGAAAGGUGGAGGGCACGCCGCGCCCGCAUGACUGCACAGCGGGAGGAGCAAGUGCGGCAGCAGCAGCUGCCGCUGCUGCUGUUUCCGUCGCGGCAGACGCGGUGACAGCGGCGGCGGUGGCGGCAACAGCGGCAGCUGGACCUCCAACAGCGAUGCAAGAAACGGCACUGACGGCAGUGUCAUCAGGCUCAUCACCAAUACCUUCUCAACUAACGGUAUCGGCAACGGUAAC
This is a messenger RNA of Astrephomene gubernaculifera, 1152 nucleotides long. NCBI's taxonomy places the organism in Eukaryota, Viridiplantae, Chlorophyta, Chlorophyceae, Chlamydomonadales, Astrephomenaceae. The record is from the annotation of a GenBank genome assembly.